AUGGCGGACAGUGACGCUGAGCAAGCCUUCUUUCAGGCUCAAGCUAUGGAAGCUCAAUUGAACGAUCCUGUCGCAAGUGAGGAUCACACCCCAGACAAUGACGAUGAUGACGAAGAAUACGACCCCUCCAAAACUCUGGACGAUCAAUACCAGCUUUCUUCCGAGCCUUACCAGCAUGAAGGUAUCAAUGAUACUGAAGAUACCGAAGAUGUGGAAGCUGAUGAAGCUGAUGCUAUCGAUCCCAUUCCCUCAGAAGUCGAGACUGGCGCCGUCGAUGUUGCAUCGGACCCUUCCCAAAACUCAUCGCGCACCGAGUCUCACUCAUCCUCCCCAGCUCCACCCGCAAGUGUCGCCGUACCCCAGCCCAGAACGAUUGGGGGAUUUUUAGUUGAGGAUGAUGAGGACGAGGAAGACCAAGAUGAAGCGGACUAUGAGCCGCCCGCGGCAUUGGAGGUGGAUGACACAAAUGCCAUGCCUAUGUCUGAAGAUCCAAGCUCAGGAAAUGCAAUUCAAACUUCCCCUGAUGUAUCAUCGCACAUCGCUAUGCAGGGCGUUACUUCCAUGCCAGAUGUUGCCCAUAGUUCCUAUUCUCCUGUUCCCGUUUCUAAUAUCGAUCCCGCGGCUUCUGCCCAAGCUUCAUGGACUGGCGCCGCCUUUGAUGCGAGCCACCAGAACAGUACCGUUCCUACCCCUGUACCUGAUGAGUCUGCUGCUUCCAGAGGUCGUUUGCCUCAUGACCGUGUUGGUAUCUUGCAAGACCGAGUUAACGAGGACCCUCGAGGUGAUCUUGCUGCGUGGUUGGAAUUAAUUGCUGAGCACAGGGGUCGUAACAGACUUGACAGUGCGCGCGAGAUUUACGAGCGAUUCCUCAAGGUUUUCCCUAUGGCGGCCGACCAAUGGGUCGCAUAUGCGACAAUGGAAUCCGAGCUCAACGAACUCUUCCGCCUCGAGCAGAUUUUCAACCGAACCCUUCUCACGAUCCCAAGCGUCAACCUGUGGUCUGUCUACUUAGACUAUGUCCGUCGCCGAAACCCCUUGACGACCGAUACCAGCGGCCAAGCGAGACGGGUCAUUUCAUCAGCCUACGAUUUGGCUCUGCAGUAUGUUGGAAUGGAUAAGGACAGUGGAAACAUCUGGACCGAUUACGUUGAGUUCAUUCGCUCUGGCCAAGGAACUGUCGGUGGCUCAGGAUGGCAAGACCAACAGAAGAUGGAUCUACUGCGCAAGGCUUACCAAAAGGCCAUUUGUGUGCCCACCCAGGCUGUCAAUGGUCUGUGGAAGGAGUAUGAUCAGUUUGAGAUGGGCCUUAACAAGUUGACUGGUCGCAAGUUUCUCCAAGAACAGUCCCCAUCUUACAUGACAGCUCGCAGCUCCUACACUGAAUUGCAGAAUUUUACUCGUGAUCUCCAAGUUGAAAUCUGGAACCGAUGGAUCGAAUGGGAGAAAGCGGAUCCUUUGGUAUUGAAGGAGGAAGACCCAGCUGCCUUCAAAGGACGUGUGGUCUAUGUCUACAAGCAGGCUUUGAUGACACUCCGCUUCUUGCCACAGGUCUGGUUCGGGGCUGCCGAAUUUUGCUUCCAGAACGACCUGGAAAACGAGGGCAACGAAUUUCUCAAACAAGGUCUGGAGGCAAACCCGGAGAGUUGUUUGUUAGCUUUCAAGCGUGCAGACCGAUUUGAAGUUACAUCGGACUCGGAGCAGGACUCUCAGAAGCGCGCCACCAAGGUCCGAGAACCUUACGACAUGCUGCUUGAUGCCCUCUACGAGUUGAUCACCAAAGCGAAGGCUCGAGAGACUCAGGAUGUGGCUCGGAUUGAGGAGACUUUUGCGAGGGAGAACCCAGAGAGCCAGUCCACUCCAAACGACGACGAGGAUGAUGGUAUGCCCAGCGAAGCCAAGGAAAAGCAAGCAGCCAAGAACGCGCAGGUCGAGGCGGUCCGGAAAGCCCAUUCCGUUCAAAUCAACUUACUUUCAAAGACUAUUUCUUUUGCCUGGAUCGCCCUUAUGCGGUCUAUGCGUCGCAUUCAAGGCAAGGGUAAGCCUGGUGAGCUGGCUGGUUCUCGUCAAGUCUUUGCGGACGCUCGAAAGAAAGGCAGAAUCACUAGUGACGUUUACAUCGCGAGCGCCCUUAUGGAGCAUCAUUGCUACAAAGACCCAGCAGCUACUAAGAUCUUUGAGCGAGGUGCUAAACUGUUCCCUGAGGAUGGUGAAUUUGCUCUUGAGUAUCUGAAGCAUCUGAUUGAUAUCAACGACAUUAUCAAUGCCAGAGCUGUCUUUGAGACCACCGUCCGCAGAUUGAUUUCGAACCCUGAGAACGUGCACAAGGCUAAACCCAUCUUUGCUUUCUUCCACGAAUAUGAAUCCCGCUACGGUGAUUUGGUCCAGGUAAUUCAUCUGGAAAAUCGCAUGCGCGAGCUCUUCCCCGAGGAUCCUGCUUUGGAUCAGUUCUCCCACCGUUAUGCUACUCCUUCAUUUGAUCCCACGGCUGUUCAGCCUAUUCUCUCCCCGACACAGACUACUCCAAAGACUAUGCAGACAUCCAUUCCUCAGGAACCCCGUGUCGACAUACCACCUCCUUCUAGCUCGCCUAAGCGACCUUAUCCCAGUGAUGGCGAUUAUGAGUCUGAUCGUCCCCGCAAAUUUGUGCGUGCCGAGUCACCAAUGAAGGCAGCCCAGAGCCGCCGCCUUGAGCAGCAGAAGCGCCCCCAACAACUCAAUGGGCAGAUGACAUCUGCGUAUAAGCCACAGGGAUCACCCGCUCCCUUGCCUCGCGAUGUUGUCCAUCUUCUCAGCAUCAUUCCUCACGCAUCCGCCUACAACAUUGCUCGCCUUAACCCCGAGAAAAUGAUCGAUCUUAUCCGCCGGAUUGAUCUUCCUACUUCAAUCGAUCAGAUUCCUUUACUCGCGAAUGCUCGAAACACCGGAACAGCGCAAGUCCAAAACCAAUACUCCGCGCGCUUCAUCAUUUCUCUCAACCUCUGUGCAUAA
Molecule: messenger RNA, 2988 nt
Organism: Penicillium malachiteum
Lineage: Eukaryota; Fungi; Ascomycota; Eurotiomycetes; Eurotiales; Aspergillaceae
Gene: rna14
Product: cleavage polyadenylation factor subunit RNA14
Exons: 6
Coding region: 1-2988 (995 amino acids)
Biological process (GO): mRNA 3'-end processing
Cellular component (GO): nucleus
Molecular function (GO): protein binding; mRNA binding
Source: RefSeq, a predicted model, not a curated record